Molecule: messenger RNA, 2085 nt
Organism: Hemicordylus capensis (graceful crag lizard)
Lineage: Eukaryota; Metazoa; Chordata; Lepidosauria; Squamata; Cordylidae
Exons: 2
Coding region: 131-1909 (592 amino acids)
Molecular function (GO): DNA binding; protein dimerization activity
Source: RefSeq, a predicted model, not a curated record
AGCAGUACAAAAUGAAAGUGAAACUUUCUGAGCACAAUACUGCAUAGCCACAGACAGACAAGUCUUUGGAUCUUUUUGUGUGUAUGACCUGAGGUUUAUCACAUUCUUUCCUUGGAGGAAAAAACCUAUAAUGGCAGCAGGCCGUAAAAGAGACCCAGUUUGGCAAUAUUUUAAUGAAGUUCCUUUACCUAUCGGUAAGGCAGGCAUGCGUGCAAAAUGCAAACACUGCAACAAAGAAAUGCAAGGCCUGGUGGCCCGAAUGAGGCAACAUCAUGAGAAGUGCUGUGAUGAAGAUGACCAAAGAAACACAUUUGAACAGGCAGGAUCUUCAGGGGAAUUCAUGGAUUCUGGAAACUAUCCACCUUCAAGAUCACCAUCCUCCUGUUCUACAGUUUCAGAGUUAUCCAUCCAGGAUAGUGCUUCAUUAGCAUCAUCAUCAGACACCCACAGCCACAUAUCACUAUCACCUAAAAGAAAGAAAAAAUCCUUCCUUCCUGGAACCACCAUAGAUAAGUUUGUGAUAAAAACUAGCAGAUUAGAAAAAGAGUUAAUUGAUGAAAAAAUUGCCCAGUUUGUUUAUGCAACGAACUCUUCUUUCCGUCUGACUGAGAACCCACAUUUCAUUAAUAUGGUUCAGUCACUGAGACCAGGAUACAGUCCACCCAGCAGAGCAGAUGUUGCAGGGAAACUGCUGGAUAAAGUGUAUGACAGAGAAAUGGAGCAAUGUGCAACAGCUCUGGAGGGUAGAAUUGUUAACCUAAGUAUUGAUGGGUGGAGUAAUGUCCACAAUGAUCCUAUUGUAUGUGCUUGUAUAACAACAGAAGAAGGGAAAGUCUUCCUUGCACAAACAAUUGAUACGUCAGGAAAUGCACACACAGCAGAAUACUUACAAGAAGUGGCAGUAAAAGCUAUAAUAACAUGUGAACAAAAAUUCAAAUGUCUAGUACGCAGUUUGGUCACAGACAAUGCUGCAAAUGUAUCCAAGAUGAGAAGAAAUUUAGAAGAGCAGGAAGGGAAUACAAAGCUAAUAACAUAUGGUUGCAGUGCUGAUUUGCUGCACCUCUUAGCCAAAGACUUAAGUGUUCCAGAAAUAAAGACUAAUGUUGUUGAAAUUGCUAAAUACUUCCGUAACAAUCACUUUGCUGCAGCAGCUCUGAAAAGGAUGGGUGGAACCAAGCUAACGCUCCCACAAGAUGUUGGAUGGAACUCUGUGGUGGACUGUUUUGAGCAGUAUAUCAAGAACUGGCCUAUUCUGAUGACAGUUUGUGAACAAAAUCGAGAUAAAAUAGAUGGCACUGUCACGGCCAAAAUCCUCAACAUUGGGCUUAAGAGAAAUGUUGAACAUAUGCUGAGCAUCCUGAAACCCAUCUCUGAAUCUUUAAACAAAAUACAGAAAAAUAGCUGUUUUAUUGCUGAUGCUGUUGAAAUUUGGAAGGAACUGAGUGAACACUUAAAAACAGAACUACACAUGGACAGAAUUAAAUUACAAGCAUUAAAAAAACGAAUAGGACAAGUACUGUCUCCAGCUCAUUUUUUGGACUUAAGUGCUGAGGAAGAGGAGUUAGCUAUGACAUGGGUAUCCAGCAAUCAUCCAUCUGUAAUGCCAACUAUAAUAAACUUCAAAGCUAAGGGGGAACCAUUCAAGAAAUAUAUGCUUGCUGAAGAUAUUUUAAAGAAAGUCACACCAGUGAACUGGUGGAAGUCACUUAAGCACUUGGAUUUAGAGACUGUUCAAGUAAUGAUUUCACUUUUAACAGCAGUAGCUUCUUCUGCAGGCGUUGAAAGAAUAUUCUCUUCCUUUGGACUCAUUCAUUCUAAAUUGAGAAAUCGUUUGGGACCCGAUAAAGCAGGAAAGCUUGUUUUUCUUUUCCAGAUUAUGAACAAAGAAGAAGAUGAAGAUGACGAGUGAGCUACAGAGGACAGUAUUUAAGUUUUUCAUGUGUAGGCUGGGCUGACAGUCUAAGUUUCUUAAAAUAUGUAUAUUUUAUUUAGCCAAAUUAGUUAACAAACAUGGAUGUUUGUUUAAACAAAUAACAUAUGCUGUAAUGUUAUUGUUUCAGUUGAAUAAAUCUAUUUAAAUUGUUA